Messenger RNA from Aaosphaeria arxii CBS 175.79, 879 nucleotides. RefSeq names its product transcription initiation factor IIA gamma chain. Gene Ontology annotation, molecular function: TBP-class protein binding; RNA polymerase II general transcription initiation factor activity. Gene Ontology annotation, biological process: transcription initiation at RNA polymerase II promoter; RNA polymerase II preinitiation complex assembly. Bases 42 to 380 code for a protein of 112 amino acids. Gene Ontology annotation, cellular component: transcription factor TFIIA complex. The transcript has 3 exons. The record is from RefSeq and is a predicted model, not a curated record. Lineage: Eukaryota; Fungi; Ascomycota; Dothideomycetes; Pleosporales.
CAUCGGAUCUGUUCACAUCAAACACUUCGACGACCUUCACCAUGGCUGACGCAAAGUACUAUGAGCUCUACCGCCGAAGCAGCUUGGGCGGUGCUCUUACGGAUACCCUGGACAACUUGAUCACUGAACGUCGCAUAGAGCCGCAACUUGCUAUGAAGAUUCUAGCAAACUUCGAUAAGGCUGUGGCAGAGGUUUUGGCAGACAAGGUCAAGAGCCGGUUGACUUUCAAGGGUCACCUCGAUACUUACCGAUUCUGCGACGAUGUCUGGACUUUCAUUAUUAAGGAUAUCAACUUCAAGCUUGACAACACCAACACUAUUCAUGCCGACAGAGUCAAGAUCGUCAGUUGUAGCUCGAAGGAACAGCAAGCGCGGAUGUAAGCACAGCGGCUGGUGGACAGAAUGUUUGAGGGAGAGAAAGAGAUUGGUGGAAAGUCUUGCAAUUACCCAGAGUUGGCACUGUGCCCCGAUGGCUUUUGAAGCGCCAAAAGAACAACGGACCGUCUACAAGCGCGAUAGUACGGAGCGAUACGAAGGAUACCUUUUGGAAAGGCCUCCAAUGGAAUCAAAUGGGAAAACGGCUGUGCAAGUGGAAGACCCGUCCGAAUUUUUAUGGUUGGCGUAAGGAGUAUGUUAUUCAGGUUCAUGGAUACCUCAGGCAUGGCAAAGGCGUUCAGGGCUUGACUUGAUGGACUUUCAAUCUUUGAAUUAGAAUUUCCAUAUUCAGACCAGCAUUCAUGAUUUGAUCAUGAUUUUUGAUAAGCUGUGGAUGCGUAUCUCAGGAAUUAUACUGUCUGUUGAACGUAGAUGCACCCGCAUUCGAACACGCGAUUCACUAGUACCGUGUUUUCAUAUGAAAAAAUGAAAUAGUGCAUUCAUA